GCAUAGAUGCUGCGAGGAGCCCGGCGGCUCCCGGCGCGAGGGGGAGGAGAGCGGUGAUGUCAUUGCUCUGGAGCUGCUGCAGAAGAGUGGAAAGCUGCUGCUGAUGGCAUUGUUUUUGUGGCAGCGGCUGAAUGACAGACUUUGCCUACAAAGAUACACCCUCAGCCCCUGUGUAGCCUUCUUGGUUCCGGCGUUUCACCAUGCCAGCACAGCGCCAUGAAUCCUGGAUGCAUGCUGCUAUUUGUGUUUGGCUUCGUUGGCGGGGCGGUGGUCAUUAAUUCGGCUAUCUUGGUAUCUCUCUCUGUUUUGCUGCUAGUGCACUUUUCUAUUUCUACUGGUGUGCCAGCUCUGACGCAGAACCUACCAAGGAUACUCAGAAAGGAGCGUCCGAUAUCUCUGGGCAUCUUCCCAUUACCUCCAGGAGAUGCACUACUUACACCUGAAGCUCAGAGAGAAGCGGGGGAGACGCCUGGGUCAGAGCACUGGAAAUUCCAUGAGCUGAGCCAGCCACGGUCCCACACAAGUCUGAAGGAUGAGCUCUCUGAUGUUAGCCAAGCAGGCUCAAAAUCUACUACGCCAGCAUCCACAGCUGCUUCAGAUGUACCUGUACUGCCUGCUGAAACUCCUCAAAAGGAAGAUGUUGAAGGGCUUGCAAAGGACACAGAUAUGCCAAAUGAGAAGCUGGACGUAAGCAAGAAUAUUGAAGUACAGGUAGCUCAAGAGACAAGAAAUGUGUCUACUGGUGGAAAUGAAAAUGAAGAAAAAUCUGAAGUUCAGGCAAUCAUUGAGUCAACUCCAGAGUUGGAUAUGGAUAAAGAUCUCAGUGGAUAUAAGGGUUCCAGCACUCCUACCAAAGGCAUAGAGAACAAAGCAUUUGACCGUAAUACAGAGUCACUCUUUGAAGAGCUGUCAUCUGCUGGAUCUGGCCUAAUUGGAGAUGUGGAUGAAGGUGCAGAUUUACUGGGGGAAUAUUCUGACCAUAAUUUCUUUGGAAUGGGUCGUGAGGUUGAAAACCUUAUUUUGGAAAACACUCAGCUGUUGGAGACAAAAAAUGCACUGAACGUAGUGAAGAAUGAUUUGAUAGCAAAGGUGGAUGAAUUGACCUGUGAGAAGGAUGUACUACAAGGUGAAUUGGAGGCUGUAAAACAAGCAAAACAAAAGCUUGAAGAGAAGAAUAAGGAACUGGAGGAAGAGCUGAAAAAAGCUCGUGCAGAAGCAGAGGAAGCAAGACAAAAAGCUAAAGAGGAUGAUGACAGUGAUGUCCCCACCGCUCAGCGGAAGCGUUUUACUCGUGUUGAAAUGGCCCGUGUUCUGAUGGAAAGAAAUCAGUAUAAAGAGAGGUUGAUGGAGCUUCAGGAAGCUGUCCGAUGGACUGAGAUGAUAAGAGCAUCAAGAGAAAAUCCAGCCAUGCAAGAAAAGAAGAGAUCAAGCAUUUGGCAGUUUUUUAGCAGGCUCUUCAGUUCAUCUAGCAACACAGCAAAGAAACCAGAACCUCCUGUCAAUGUUAAAUAUAAUGCUCCAACCUCGCAUAUUACUCCAUCCGUCAAGAAAAGAAGCAGCACCUUAUCUCAAUUACCAAGUGACAAAUCUAAAGCCUUUGAAUUCCUCAGUGAAGAAACUGAAGCCAGUUUAGCCUCACGCAGAGAGCAGAAGAGGGAGCAGUAUCGCCAAGUGAAAGCACACGUUCAGAAAGAGGAUGGUAGAGUGCAAGCAUUUGGCUGGAGUCUACCUCAGAAGUACAAACAGGUGGCAAAUGGUGGCCAGGGUGAGAAUAAGAUGAAGAACUUACCUGUACCUGUUUACCUGAGACCUUUAGAUGAGAAGGAUACCUCUAUGAAGCUGUGGUGUGCUGUAGGGGUGAACCUAUCAGGAGGGAAAACACGAGAUGGUGGGUCUGUGGUUGGUGCUAGUGUAUUCUACAACGAUGUCACUGGUGUGGACGCAGAUGGCAACAAGCAGCAAACAGGAUCUCAAAGUAGCUUAGAUAGACUAGACCAAGAGCUUAAGGACCAGCAGAAGGAGCUGAAACAUCAGGAAGAAUUAUCCAGUCUAGUUUGGAUCUGUACUAGCACACAUUCUGCUACGAAAGUUAUCAUUAUUGAUGCUAAUCAACCAGGAAAUAUUCUGGACAGUUUCAUUGUUUGCAAUUCUCAUGUGCUUUGUAUCGCUAGUGUACCAGGGGCAAGGGAAACAGACUAUCCUGCAGGAGAAGAAGGGUCUCAAGAAGCAGACCCCAGUCAAGUGGACAAGUCCUCUCUGUGUGGAAGCAUGACUAGCAACAGCUCUGCAGAAACAGACAGCUUGCUAGGAGGAAUAACAGUGGUUGGCUGCACUGCGGAGGGUAUCACAGGGGCACCCGUAGCUCAUGAUGCAAACGGUGGCUCACCCAUGACAGAUAAACAGUCAGAUAUUGCAACUGAAAGUAAUUCAGUAGAUGAGAACAUUCCAACAGCAGAGGAGGCAACAGAAGCUACAGAAGUCAAUGCAGGGACAGGAGAAGACACUGCUGAUAUUGCACAAACUGGAGUCUACACAGAGCACGUCUUUACAGAUCCUCUGGGAGUGCAGAAUACAACAGAGGCAUCUCCAGUGUACCAGCCUAGUACUGAGUCAGAGUUAUAUAAAGAUGUUGCAGUUUUGCCAAAUGAGCAAGAUCUAGUGAGAGAAGAAGCACAGAAAAUGAGUAGCCUUUUACCGACAAUGUGGCUUGGAGCACAGAAUGGAUGCCUGUAUGUUCAUUCGUCAGUGGCCCAGUGGAGGAAAUGUGUUCAUGCCAUUAAACUUAAAGAUUCUAUUCUCAGUAUUGUACAUGUAAAAGGAAUAGUAUUAGUUGCACUAGCUGAUGGAACACUAGCAAUAUUUCACCGAGGAGUUGAUGGUCAAUGGGAUUUGACAAACUAUCACCUCUUAGACCUGGGCCGGCCACAUCAUUCGAUAAGAUGCAUGACAGUGGUACAUGACAAAGUCUGGUGUGGCUACAGGAACAAAAUCUAUGUUGUUCAACCAAAGGCCAUGAAAAUAGAGAAGUCAUUUGAUGCACACCCAAGAAGAGAAAGCCAAGUGAGACAGCUGGCCUGGGUGGGUGAUGGGGUAUGGGUGUCUAUUCGUUUGGACUCCACCCUGCGUCUCUAUCACGCGCACACGUAUCAGCAUCUACAAGAUGUGGACAUUGAACCUUAUGUAAGCAAAAUGCUAGGUACUGGUAAACUGGGAUUCUCAUUUGUGAGAAUCACAGCUCUUAUGGUGUCUUGUAAUCGUUUAUGGGUAGGAACAGGAAAUGGUGUCAUCAUCUCCAUUCCAUUAACAGAAACUGUAAUCCUCCACCAGGGACGUUUACUGGGGCUGAGGGCUAAUAAAGCAGCAGCAGGCUCCGGAAACCGUCCGGGGAGUGUAAUACGUGUAUAUGGUGAUGAAAACAGCGACAAAGUGACUCCAGGAACAUUCAUACCAUAUUGUUCAAUGGCACACGCACAGCUUUGCUUCCAUGGGCACCGUGAUGCUGUUAAAUUCUUUGUUGCAGUACCUGGUCAGGUUGUUUGCCCACAGAGUAGUGGUGGAACAGAGCUAACAGCUGAUAAACCAGCCCAAGAGUCCUUCAGCCAGAGUCCCUUAAAAUCCAUGUUGGUGAUAAGUGGUGGAGAAGGAUAUAUUGACUUCAGAAUGGGUGAUGAAGGUGGAGAAUCUGAACUCCUUGGAGAAGCUCUACAACUUGAACCUUCUGUAGCCAAAGCUGAGAGGAGUCACUUGAUAGUGUGGCAAGUAAAAAAAAAAAAAAAAAAAAAAAAAAAAAAAAAGAAAAAAGCUUCUGCAUGUUUUUUUUAUUUUGUGAAACCUGUUUCACUACAUGAUGUUGAAGCAUUUCUUUGCUGUUUAACUUUAUAUUGCAAAUUUGUCAUACCUUUAACUAUACAGGAAUUAGCUUGUGCUGUUUUACUGCACCCGUGUUACAUGGAACAGUAUAUUGAAAUCAGAUCUUUCUCAAAACUGGUGUGCACACCAUAGUAAGCAACUGAGACAUUAGUUUUACUGUACCACAGCAAUCUAAUGUAGUUCACUUCUUUGGUAGUCUCACUUGAGUUCAGCUUUAUUACAACUGAGCUUCAUUUCACCGCAUAAUGCAUUGAGUAAAACAGCAAAGUUAUUCCCAGAGUAUUAAAAAAUUGACAAACUAUAAGAUGAUUAUGAAGACUCAUCCAAAUAUUCAGUGAGGGCUAAAGCAAACUGUAAAUUUCAGCUUUUGUUUUCAAACCUGGAAAAUCUUGCUUAUGUAGUGUAUAUGGUUUAAUUUGUUACGUUCAUCAGAAUUUCUGGGGGAAGAAGGGAUUCUAUAGGAACUGAGAUGACAAUAUUUAAAUAAAAUCACAUGUUUCCACUAUUGAACCUUAAAGUUUGAGAACUGCUGCCCUCAAUAAUGACCAAUUUUGAGCAUAGUGUUUUUCCAUUUCCCUGACAUGGAACAACUCGGUUUCCAAAGGGUAUUCUUAGGAUGAUUUAAAUUUGAAAAUAGAUGUAAAAUUCUUGAACGGGGGAUAUGGUUUUUUUUCUUUUCUUGUCUUAACUCCUUAUGUCCUAAGCACUAGAAUGAUCUUCUCUGCCUAGCUGGUCAAACUCAUGAGGCACUACAUGUGUGAAGGUUAGAGACCUCGAUUAGAGCAUGAGAAAAGACUGAGAGUGUACAGGAAAAAUGCAUUCUGCCCAAGUGAGAUUGUAAAGGAACUUUAGUGCCAGAUAAUUAGGUACAAAAUGUAUUUUUUUGUAGUUGCAUACCCUAAUUUAGUAAAAAAAAAAAAUAAAAAAAUUGAGCAACGAUGUUAGCAGGUAACACUAAGAUUGGGUAAAUUGAUGAAAGUCAGGAGACUCUAAUAUUAGGCUGACAUUCUGUCUACUCACCAUCUAUUUUUUUAACCAUAAGUGUGAGUUGAAGAUUGUCUUCCUUUUACAUUGAAUUUCCUACAUCAGUAUCAGACCUAAGUUAAACACUUCAUGAUUUCUGUACUUCAGAAUAUUUUAAAAUCCAGAUUUGCUCUUUCAUUUUGUCUCUGGAAAGUAAAAGUUUUGAGGGGUUUUAAUAAACAUCCAGCAUUUGCCCCCAAAAGGCUGGGACUGUUCUGUUCAGAUUAGCAGAGAAAUUUAGUAACUAUUGUGUGAGAGAACUGAACAGUUUCAGAGAAGUAAAUAUAGAAACACUUUUUUAAAACUGCCUAAACAUUUUUAUGCAAUAGGAGCAGUUCUGGUCUAUCAGGCAAACAUGUGUUUAUAUAUUUUCUUAAUUUUUUAAAUGAACACAUUUAGCUGAGGUCUAUUGUGUAAAUAUAUAUUUAGGCAGCUUUUUCAAAUGCAUAUCAUAGCUGAUAAACCAGAAAAACUCCAUUCAGGUCUAUUGGUUAGAUUUAUAUGUAUAAAUACUUUUUAAGCGACAUAUUUUGUACACAGCUGUUCCUCUCGUAAAUAUGUAUUUAGGACAUGAACUAUGUAGUAAAAAUCCUUAUUAAAGAUGUCUAAUAUCUUGGUAGUAUUUUUCUCUUCAGAAUGCCAAAAGUGAUGAGAGCAUGUUGUUCAUAAUUUGCUUUCCAAAUUCAUCUUUAACGUCACUCUUAAAGUACUUUGGCUUAAAUAUAAAGUCUGGGAGCUUUUUAAAAAUUACACAAAUACAGGAAGUAAACUGAGUAAACACUCUUAGACCUGUUUAAAACUUACAUAGACAUGUAUGCUGAACCUGAAGCACAUCUGAAUUAUGAAAUUUGACGUCUACAAAAAAUGCUGUCUAAACUUUUACUGUUGUGCAGAAUCUUCACUGUGAGUGGUGCAGUUUCAUUGCUUUUCCUGCCAUUUUCUUAAUUUUUUUUUUUUUCUCUUUGGAAAACAGUCUCCAAAGCUUUUACUCACUGGUUGAUUGUCACAUUCUCAUGUUCUCAGAAAAAAAGCGCACAAUUCUGUUCCUUGGUUCUUGUAUAGCAUUUUAUUUGUAACUAGUGAUGAGCCGUUUUCUCUGAACGGCUUUACUGCUAUCAAAUAGAGCAGUUCAAUCUGGCAAGUGUGUACCUGGUCUUUUGCCAAAUGUAUCUGGUCCACCGUGCCAUUUUAGUCACCUCAGUGGACCAACUCUUGCAAAUUUUUCAGAGAAUGAUUGUUUCUGUCCAAAAGUGGAAGGGUUUUAAAGAAAACAGUAGGUUAACUGUGUACCACUGUGGGUGUAGAUAAAAGGCAUGUGCACUUCUCUGUGUUUCUCAUUAAAAAACUUUAUCCCCUGUCCUAAGGUACAGUAGAUUAAAUAGGUCCCUGUUGUCAUCACAGCGCACUGGGUUUUAUAAACUCUGCGUGAGGUCGCUUUGAAUGGUGAAUAAAGCACGUGAAACCCCAGGCAUGGAGAUGACAAUACACUCCUACGAAUCCGUCUCAAGAAUGUGUUUAUGCAUACACUCAUGUGAUUAAAGCAUCAUAUAAAUAGGAGCUAAUCUCUUGAUAGCUACAGCUUGUUAAUAGUUUGGAAACAUUUCGAGCACAAGAUAUGCAGCACAUUACUUGCCUGGGUAAGGGUGUUUGCAUGGUAAAGGUGAACUGCGUUGUAUAAGCUGCUGCAUUGUCCAUUUCUUGUAAAGGUCUUCCUGCGUUGGAUCAGAUAGAGCUGGCAGAGCGUAGACACUUUAUCAUAGGCUGCCUUAGUAACAAACGUUAAAUCUGUUUUAUUAUACUAACUGUUCUAAAGAACGUGUGUCUUUUAAAAUGCUGUGUAACUGAAUAUUUAUUUCCAUGUGAGUAUUAUAAAAGUUACCAAAGGAUUAAACCUGAUUUAGCACUCUUGUAAGUGGCCCUGUUGAGACAGGGUCUUGUGAAGGCCCUGCUCUGUAAAACAAGACACGGUAAACUCAAAUACGGUUCUUUAGGGAAAUUAAAUGUUUUUUCUAACAGGGUUAUGCCAUAUUGUAACAACUUAUGUUGCACCUCAAAGCAUUUUUCUAUACACUAAAUGUCUCUCCCGCCCUCUAACAAGAUUAAGUUUCCUUUAUUAAUUUUGUUGAUGCACAUUUCUCAAUCUUUUAAGCAUAUAUUUUAAACAUUUUAUGGUCUGUAAUUUUUGAAAGUUUUGUCUGUUGGACACUUUACGCUGAAUUUUACUUGCCUCUGUAAUCCGAGAUGGAUCCUACAGCGUUAAACUUGCUGUCUGUUAAAACUUGAGGCUUCUUUUCUGUGAGCAGAAAAGCUCAUAUAGCAGUGUAGUUAUUUCCGUAUUUAUUUCUAUUAUUGAAUCCAUGGGGUUCAGAAUGUAACUUUGUACAUGAAAUAUAUAUAAAUAUGUAUAUGAAACAUGCA
This is a messenger RNA of Athene cunicularia (burrowing owl), 7311 nucleotides long. RefSeq names its product sperm associated antigen 9 (gene SPAG9). The coding region runs from base 217 to 4002 and encodes 1261 amino acids. The transcript has 29 exons. Gene Ontology annotation, biological process: vesicle-mediated transport. Gene Ontology annotation, cellular component: cytoplasm. The record is from RefSeq and is a predicted model, not a curated record. NCBI's taxonomy places the organism in Eukaryota, Metazoa, Chordata, Aves, Strigiformes, Strigidae. Gene Ontology annotation, molecular function: JUN kinase binding; MAP kinase scaffold activity; signaling receptor complex adaptor activity.